Molecule: messenger RNA, 2685 nt
Organism: Myotis lucifugus (little brown bat)
Lineage: Eukaryota; Metazoa; Chordata; Mammalia; Chiroptera; Vespertilionidae
Gene: ANKFN1
Product: ankyrin repeat and fibronectin type III domain containing 1
Exons: 18
Coding region: 1-2586 (861 amino acids)
Biological process (GO): regulation of establishment of bipolar cell polarity; establishment of mitotic spindle orientation
Cellular component (GO): spindle
Molecular function (GO): protein binding
Source: RefSeq, a predicted model, not a curated record
AUGGAGAAAGUGAGAGAUGGUCAGAUUCUGAGUCUAAUAGUUAAAGAAGCCCAGCCGGUGGAAGAGGACAGCCCCAAAGCCCUGCCUGCACUCAGGGAGCUAUCGAACUCGGAUAAUGACAUAAACAAGGCGGCAUUCAUCUGGGGAAUCGCAGACAAAGCAGCCCAGAGGAAAACCAUCGCUGUCGAUGAGGGCUUGUUUCACUUGCAACAGGAAAAGCAGCAGCAGCCGCCGCAGCAGCCGCAGCAGCUGCCUCCGAGCCCGGAGCCCGUGCACAGGCUGGGAAGAGGUAGAGGAAGGCUGAAGCUGCCACAUAGGCUACCCUUCAAAGACAGACACUUCACCUGCAGCAAAAUAAUAGGAAGGAGGUUCGCUUGCUUUGUGCAGAGGCUGAGCCACAGGAGAAGGCAAAGUCAAUGUGAUUUAUUGAAUGAAAGCACUGGACAAUCACCAGCAACUUGCUCCUCUGCUGCCUCGAACAACCUAAACUGGAACUGUCGUGUGAAAAUGACCCAACAAAUGCAGAGUUUACAUCUUUCUCAGUCAAAAAAACAUAGCGCCCCAUCAUCUCCCAAUGCUGCCAAACGCCUGUACAGAAACCUCUCUGAGAAACUGAAGGGGAGCCACUCUUCAUUUGAUGAGGCCUACUUUAGAGCGAGGACUGACCGGCUGAGUCUCAGGAAGACCUCGGUGAACUUCCAGGGCAACGAAGCCAUGUUUGAAGCAGUCGAACAGCAGGACAUGGAUGCUGUGCAGAUCCUUCUGUAUCAGUACACAGCAGAAGAACUAGAUCUCAAUACUCCUAACAGUGAGGGGUUGACACCUCUCGAUAUUGCCAUCAUGACCAACAAUGUGCCCAUUGCUAGGAUUCUCCUGAGGACGGGGGCUAGAGAAAGUCCACACUUUGUCAGCCUGGAAAGUCGAGCCAUGCACCUCAACACACUGGUGCAGGAAGCCCAGGAGAGGGUGAGUGAACUGUCUAUUCAGGUGGAGAACGAAGGAUUCAGUCUGGACAACACAGAGAAAGAGAAACAGCUGAAAGCUUGGGAGUGGAGGUACCGGCUCUACAGACGCAUGAAAACAGGCUUCGAACAUGCCAGAGCCCCCGAGGUGCCAACCAAUGUCUGCCUCAUGGUAACCAGCAGCACAUCACUCACCGUCAGCUUCCAAGAGCCUCUUAGUGUCAAUGCAGCUGUAGUGACCAGAUAUAAAGUGGAAUGGAGUAUGUCUAAAGACUUCUGCCCUUUGGCUGGAGAAAUCAUCAUGGAGGACCUACAGACGCUGAGAUGCACAAUUACAGGGCUUACAACGGGCCAACAGUACUUUGUUCAAGUCUCAGCUUAUAACAUGAAAGGAUGGGGACCUGCUCAGACCACGACGCCAACAUGUGCCUCUCCUUCUAACUGGAAAGACUAUGACGACAGAGAGCCCAGACACAAGGGACAGAGUGAAGUUUUGGAAGGUCUGCUGCAGCAGGUCCGAGCCCUUCAUCAGCAUUAUAGUUGCCGAGAAAGUUCAAAAUUACAAACCACAGGCCGCAAGCAGUCAGUCUCAAGGAGCCUAAAACACCUAUUCCAUUCCUCAAACAAGUUUGUGAAGACAUUGAAACGGGGACUCUACAUAGCCGUUAUAUUUUAUUACAAAGAUAAUAUGUUAGUCACCAAUGAAGAUCAAAUACCAAUCGUUGAAAUAGAUGACUCUCACACCAGUUCCAUCACACAAGAUUUUCUGUGGUUCACGAAGCUGUCUUGUAUGUGGGAAGAUAUAAGGUGGUUAAGGCAAAGUGUGCCUAUCUCCAUGUCCUCAUCCACAGUACUGCAAACUCGGCAGAAGAUGCUCGCAGCAACAGCCCAGCUACAGAAUUUACUUGGAACACACAAUUUGGGAAGAGUUUACUAUGAGCCCAUUAAAGACCGGCAUGGAAACAUCCUGAUAGUCACCAUCAGAGAGGUGGAGAUGCUCUAUUCAUUUUUUAAUGGCAAAUGGAUGCAGAUCUCAAAGCUGCAAAGCCAGAGGAAGUCUCUGUCAACACCUGAGGAGCCAACAGCUUUAGACAUUUUACUGAUAACCAUCCAGGAUAUUCUCUCCUAUCACAAAAGGAGUCAUCAACGUCUCUCUCCUGGAUUAUAUCUGGGUUAUCUAAAGCUGUGUAGCUCUGUGGAUCAGAUCAAAGUUCUUGUUACUCAAAAGUUGCCCAACAUUCUCUGCCAUGUUAAGAUCCGUGAAAACCAUAACAUUUCCAAAGAGGAGUGGGAAUGGGUCCAAAAGCUUUCUGGCUCUGAAUCUAUGGAAAGUGUGGAUCAUACUUCUGACUGCCCCAUGCAAUUGUUCUUCUACGAGCUCCAGAUGGCAGUGAAAGCUCUCCUUAAGCAGAUCAAUAUACCUCUACACCAGGCAAGGAACUUCCGCCUCUACACACAGGAGGUGUUGGAAAUGGGUCACAAUGUGUCCUUUCUUCUCCUGCUCCCUGCCUCAGACGACGUCUGUACAGCCCCAGGACAGAAUAAUCCUUACACCCCACACUCAGGGUUUCUUAACCUCCCUCUUCAGAUGUUUGAACUUGGUAUAGUAGCUUGUUUCACCUAGAAAUAUUAACCCAACCUCCUUAUAAUAAAAUCACAAAGUUAUAUCUGUUCCCCCUUGUCCCAGUGGAGGGUCAAUAAAUCACAUGAUGGCUUUGGCAAC